GGAGCCUCUUGCAAGUGUUGCUUAGAUGUUUUUUGCAUGCGCCCAGGUAUGAGCACACCAACUUCCCGCCGUUUGUGGCUUAUGCUGUCGAAGGAUGGUGGUUGGACAGCUUGCUAAAAGCAGGAAAACUGUCGCGAGAGACUUACCUCGCUUUGGCGGCAAAAGUCACCGUAGGCUUCCAAAAGCGCUUGGCAGACGUCCGGGCAGCUGAGCGCUAUGAAAAAGAUUGCGCGCUGGACUUGGCCAUCAAGCAAGACGCCGUUGCUUUGCAAAGUCGGAAGCUACCGAUGCGGGUCUUCCCCGAAGUGGAGGCCUUGUCUCUUGUCACACGGGGCUUCCAGCCUUCCGGCGACCCAUUCUGGCGAUCAAAGGUGGUACUAGGUUGGGGAAAUCUUUGUUGGCCGGCGACGUGCUACAGCGCAUUGCUGACCAGCUGGGCCUGCCAGGGUACAUUGAGAUAACAGUUGAAGAUUCCCAAAGCAUGGACUUAGCGGACUUCGAUAGGAGGCGCCAUGCAGGGGUGCUGCUGGACGGGGUUGGUGACGCUCUAUUUCUGAAGCAGAACCGCGAGGCUCUGCAAGGCCGCCCCAAAAUCGUUAAAGGAGGGCGGUCGGCGACGAACGUUUACUCCUACAACUACUCCUUCUGUGGACGAGCUGUGGUGGCAACUUUCGACUUGUCUGCUGCCAAUUUGGAGGCCCUGACGGAAGAUCAUUGGUUGUCCAACCGUGAAAAUGUGAUUCUUUUGGAGCUCAAGAGUCCUGCCUUUGUUUUGGAAGUGGAGGGUGGUAGUUUGGCCAUGUCUGAGACACCCCACCAACCACGCCAAAAACGGCGCUGGGUGGGGUCCCCUGCACGCUUAGAAGAAGGUAUGACACCUGUGCGACAAUUGCUUUUUGAAGGAGCUGAAUGAUUCUGAACAAUGACAAAAUGCGUGCCUG
Molecule: messenger RNA, 941 nt
Organism: Durusdinium trenchii
Lineage: Eukaryota; Dinophyceae; Suessiales; Symbiodiniaceae
Source: the annotation of a GenBank genome assembly